UCCAGUCAAAUUUCAAGUUUUCAAAAUAAAUCAGUUCACAGGAAAUGGGUAAAAAGUUCUGCUAUUCGGAGUUAACGGCAGUAACUCAGACGGCUCCUCGUAUAGAAAAUGGAUCGAGUUGCCGCCAAGGAGGUAGGGAUCAAAAGGAUCAGGAUGCCGACGAAGAGGAGGAUGGAAAGUCUGGAAACCCACCACAGAGAAAGGAAGUGCUGGGUAACCUGGCCAAUGGCUACUUGACACUGGUUCAUCACGUACAGGCAAACCUUUGCCCUCCACCAACUUCUGUGGUCAAAGCUGAGGAGAAGAAACGCGAGGUGGGCGGAGAGAUCCCCGAAAGUCCGCGGACCGAAGAGGAAAUUUCGGAGUCUUCGGAGGAUAAUACGGGUCCGAAAAUUGGAUUUGUGCAUUUGUUUCGGCGCAGUCGACACUUUGAGUGCUUGGGAAUUCCCGUAACUCCCUUGGAAAUUUUCUCCAUGGAAUGCCAGAAAGAAGAUGAGCCGAAAGAACGAGUUUUGGGUGGAGUAUCCAAAACUGAACUGGACGGAUGUGAUAACCAGAAAGAAUUUCAAAGAAGCCUUUCAAAAACGAAAAAUCUGUCAACUCCGAGAGCGAUGGAAAAACUUCAAAAUAUUCGUUGCCCAGAUGAACGGAAAGAAAGAAAAGUUGAGCUUGAAUGGAAGUUGAGAAAAUUCCCAAGUGGAGUUUUAAAAAAGUAUCCACAUCCAAGCCCUUCAAAUAGAUUGCCCAUCAAAAGAUCUUCUCAAAAUCAAGCUGAACGACAUGUUCCAUAUUUUAAAUCAGCUUCUAGCUCCUUUCAAGUACCAGAGAAAAGUCCAAGCCAAAAUUCUUAUGGUGAAUUGCCAGCUCAAAAUUCGGUUACAUUUUCUGAACAAUCUAGUAGUCAUUAUCCUAUAAAAACUCGAAUACCAGCUAAAUUCCCAGUUCAAUGUACAAGCAAGUUCCAGAGACAACCGCCACCCACUUUUGUGUCAAGGCAAAGUAGCAAAAUUAAAUUCCCAAGCACAGAUAUUCAAAAUAGUUUGCCCAGAAGGAAUUGGAAGUUCAAUGACAGAGGUUCAAGAGAACCCAAUGUAUGCGAAAAAUCUUUUCGAAAACCUAUAGAAGUUGAAGGAUCUAAGAAGUAUCUAUCGAAUACCAAAAGGAAGGUUUCCAAAAUGUCUUUUUGUCCCCGGUUCACACCUUUCUUGCCCGAAACUAAACUUCGUAGAACAACUCAAAAGAAUUCCUUCAAAAAUCAGAAAGCCAUUCCAAAAGAUUUAACAUGGAAAACGAUAUUAGCACCCAGGCCUUUCGAAGAUUUUUGUAGUAGUGGUAGUGAGGAGAUGCCGAGCAGGACUCAUAUGGUACGUUUCAAGGAGACAAAAACUAUCGAUCCCGUGAACAGUUCGCGGUUGGAAAUGACCCACAAACGCUGGAUGGAUCUUCUCAAAUGUGAACCCAAGAAAUCGUGUCUAAAGGAAUCGGGCGUGGGCUUAAAUAAACCCUAUUCGGAGCCACUGGUUCCUUUACAUUCCAACGUUACAUUUACCGAGGUGUGGAAAAGAUCUGGAUUAAGCAAGGUCAAUAAGAAACACGAGGUACGAUUUGGUGGACUUUAUAGUCGGGCCGACAAGCUUAAAUUCCAGCCGAUCGAUCGACUUGAUGCUGGCUGUGGGGGAAAACCGAUAUUUGCUGAGUCCAAAAAAGUUCUGGAGAGGAUCCAGUACUUUGCAAGCGCAUUCGAUCAACAGAGUCACACGGAAAGGAUGCAGGAUAUUGAGUUGAGAAUGUGUCAGUUGCGUGUGCUGCAAGCCACCUCGGAUCAGGAAUAUCACCGGCAUUUUAUGCAGCAAAAAAGGUUCUGCAAGCCAGUGCUGAUUAACUCGACAAAGUGUGUUUGUCCUUUAGAUCACGACGACUGCUCGCUUGUGACGAAUGCCACACUUUUGCGACACUUUGUUACCCAACAUUUAAACGAAUCCGAAAUCGAACUGCGCGAGAUCUUCGAGGGCGAUCGUGUGCUAAGUAUCUUCGAUCCCAAAGCCUUUCUGUUGGGCAAAAACGAUUGCAUGUCCGUGCUCUUGUACGGAGGUGUGCGAAAUGAGCCCUCCACUCUGCCCGUCGCCAGAUUUAUGCCCACCGAGAAUAUCCAUUUGCCAGAAGACUACGCCCAUUUCUCCGGACACUUGCCCCUGUUUGUGAUGAUUUGCAGGAAUCGCAUGAGCAGCGUUGAGGGCAAACGGGUGCGAUUCGAGGGACUGGACGAUGAGGAGGUCCUUGUCUUGUGGAUGGCCAGCAUGGAUCUUCCACAUCCCAUUCACGUUAUGAUGACUGUACUCAACCGGCGGCUGGACUUCACCAAAACCGCCAUCAUGAAGGUGAGAGGAAUCCACAAGUCACACGAUUGCCUGGACUUUAUGCGAUCGAGUAGACAAUAUAUGCGAUUAUGCGAUCAGGACUUGCGGGUCCUCACCAACGAUCAUACGGAACCGCUAUACAUGGAGCUCUCUGUGAAGGAGUACGCCGGUAUAUUUCCCUGUCAGGAUUGAUCAAGUUGGGCUUAUUUCCUAUUAUGUAAAUAAUUUCAAGAGGGGGAGCUUUGAAAUCUUUUGUAACGUUUCAUACCAACAAUCUAUGGACAGGUUUUUAAAGAAUUUUUUUGAAUAUAUAUUAUUACCAAGCC
Drosophila ficusphila is the source of this 2683-nucleotide messenger RNA. RefSeq lists its product as uncharacterized. The coding region runs from base 45 to 2549 and encodes 834 amino acids. NCBI's taxonomy places the organism in Eukaryota, Metazoa, Arthropoda, Insecta, Diptera, Drosophilidae. The transcript has 2 exons. The record is from RefSeq and is a predicted model, not a curated record.